Molecule: messenger RNA, 2327 nt
Organism: Passer montanus (Eurasian tree sparrow)
Lineage: Eukaryota; Metazoa; Chordata; Aves; Passeriformes; Passeridae
Gene: SCNN1D
Product: sodium channel epithelial 1 subunit delta
Exons: 13
Coding region: 456-2327 (623 amino acids)
Biological process (GO): sodium ion transmembrane transport
Cellular component (GO): membrane
Molecular function (GO): ligand-gated sodium channel activity
Source: RefSeq, a predicted model, not a curated record
CGCUUUUUCAGGUUAUUUUUUUGGGGAUUCCUCACCUGCUCCAGCUCUCAGCUGGAAUUCUUGGAUUGGGAAUUGAUUCUGGGGCCGUUUCAGGAGCUGAGAGGGAUUCCCACCUCUUUUUUCAGUUUUUUUUUUAAUUUUUGGCUUUUUUCAGGAGGGAGCGAUGCUGUUGGCAGCUCCGGGAUGGCUGCAGCUCUGGUGUCCUCCCAGCAGGGAGCUUCUGGAGCUCUCCAACCCUCGGGAUUCCCCCAGAUCCUGCUGGGCCUGACUGGAAACCAGAGCUGGAGCAGGAGCCAAACCCAUCCCGGCACAUCUGGGAUUCCAGGGGGUGCCAAAUCCAUGAGGAGAGGAACCAGAAGAGGAAGAGAACCCCAAAAAAACCCCAGGAAUUGUUCUUCCAGAGCGAUGCCAGGAGCAGCUGCAGGUUCCUUCCUCACACAGAAAGCCGUUUAGAUAUGGAGCUGGACCUUCCAGGAGGAGAAGGAGAAGCGGCUGAGGAAGGGCUGAUCGAGUUCUACAGCUCCUACAAGGAGAUGUUUGAGUUCUUCUGCAAGAACACCACGAUCCACGGCACCAUCCGGCUGGUGUGCUCGGGCAGGAACCGCAUGAAGACGGCGUUCUGGACGCUGCUGCUGCUGGCCAGCCUGGCCAUGCUCUACUGGCAGUUCGCCCUCAUGUUCAGCCAGUUCUGGGCCUACCCCGUGGUGCUCACCAUGUCCAUGGACUCCGAGCCCAAAAUGUUCCCGGCCGUCACCAUCUGCAACCUGGAUCCCUACAGGUUUGAGCUGGUCAGCGAGCAGCUGGAGCAGCUGGAGCUGAUGGCCGAGGAGUCGCUGACCUUCCUGUACGGCCCCAGGGCCGCGGCCCGGCUGGCCCUGCUGAGGGCCAGGGACAGGGCCAGGAACAGGGCCAGGGCCAUCCGCGUCCAGGCCUGGGCCAACCUCAGCAGCGCCGCCUUCCGCCUCAGCCACAACUUCUCCCUGGUCCGCAUGUGGGACCCCAGCGCGGGCAGGAAACAGGCCAGGGUGGGAUUCCGGCUGUGCAACUCCACGGGCGGGAGCUGCUUCUACAACUGGCACCCGUCGGGCAUGGACGCGCUGCUCGAGUGGUUCCGCUUCCACUACAUGAACGUGAUGGCCCAGCUGCCCCCGGCGCUGCCCCCGCACCCGCAGCACUUCCAGCACCUCGUCUACUCCUGCCAGUACGACGGGGAGCCCUGCCGGCCCAGUGAUUAUGAUCACUUCCACCACCCAGUUUUUGGGAGCUGCUACACUUUCAACAGCAAGGGGACAGAUCCCUUCUGGGCAGCCACAAAACCAGGAAUUCCUUAUGGGCUGUCCCUGAUCCUGCGGGCCGAGCAGAAGGAGCACAUCCCUCUGCUGUCCACCGUGGCUGGGGUGAAGGUGAUGAUCCACAGCCACAACCAGACGCCGUUCCUGGAGCACGAGGGCUUCCACAUCCGCCCGGGCAUCGCCACCACCAUCGGCAUCCGCCAGGACCAGGUGAAUCGCCUGGGUGGCAACUACGGCAGGUGCACCACGGACGGGGCGGACGUGGCCGUGGAGCUGCUCUACAACAACUCCUACACCCUGCAGGCCUGCCUGCACUCGUGUUUCCAGCGGGCCAUGCUGCAGCGCUGUGGCUGCGGCUACUUCUACUACCCGCUGCCCGCCGGGGCUCGCUACUGCGACUACAGCCGCCAGCCCGCCUGGGGGCACUGCUUUUACCAGCUCUACUCCCGGCUCAGGAAUCACCGCCUGGAUUGUUUCCAGCACUGCCCCAAACCCUGCAGGGAAUCCCUGUACAAGGUCUCAGCUGGCACAGCCAAGUGGCCCUCGGCAAAAUCCCAGGACUGGGUGCGCCAGGCUCUGCGGCACCAGAACGGCUACAACUCCAGCAGCAGCAGGAGGGACAUUGCCAAGGUCACCAUCUUCUACCGGCAGCUGAGCUCGCAGGCCGUGCACGAGGCCCCGCUGCUCUCGGAGAACCUGCUGCUGUCCAGCAUGGGCAGCCAGUGGAGCCUGUGGUUCGGCUCCUCGGUGCUCUCGGUGGCGGAGAUGCUGGAGCUGCUGCUGGACGCGCUGGCGCUGGCCCUGCUGCUGUGCCUGCGGCGCCUGCGGGGCCGGGGAGCCCCGGGAGCCCGGCCCGGCCCGGGGGGACCGGGAAUGGCGGGGGGGACCCUGAGGGACCCCGGAAUGGCGGGGGGAGCCCCGGGGAGCCCCGGGGAGCCCGGCCCGGCCCGGGGGGACCGGGAAUGGCGGGGGGGCCCUGAGGGACCCCGGGGAGCCCGGCCCGGGGGGACCCCGGAAUGGCGGGGGGAGCCCUGA